This is a messenger RNA of Dovyalis caffra, 1746 nucleotides long. The record is from the annotation of a GenBank genome assembly. NCBI's taxonomy places the organism in Eukaryota, Viridiplantae, Streptophyta, Magnoliopsida, Malpighiales, Salicaceae.
AUGUUUUCUGAGAGACUAACCGGAGAGGCAUCUCUUCACCGGGAAUUCGAGGCUUUGAGUGUGUCGCAACGGCUAGUGAGAAGUGUUAGCCAGAAGUUGAGGAAGAAGAAUCAUAGAGGUGAAGGAGAGGAAGAGGAUGAUUCAAGGGGAGUUUCGCUGAAAUGUCUUACUUUGUAUGGUAUGGGUGGGGGUUGCAAAGUUGGUGCUGACACAGGUGAUGAAUUUGGGUAUCCGAGUGGUAGGAGGAGGUCAUCGAGUGCCAGUGAAGAAGGAAAGGGAUAUAAACCAAUAUGUGGAAAUGAGGAGACAGGGUUUGAUUGUUUCUCAUAUGGGGUGAGGGAGAAGUUUUGGAAGAAAAACAGUAGAAAGGAUUUAGAGCUUGAAGAUUCGAUUCAAACUAGCAGGUUGCACAUGUUUCUUCCAGAUGAUGUACUGGAAUUGUGUUUGGUGAGACUCCCGUUGACCAGUCUGAUGAAUGCCCGCCUUGUAUGCAAGAAAUGGAGAUACUUGACUACCAGUCCCCGGUUCCUGCAGAUGAGACGGGAAGGUCUGUAUCUGAAUCCGUGGCUGUUUCUGUUUGGAGCUGUUAAAGAUGGAUAUUGUUCUGGGGAUAUAUAUGCAUUGGAUGUAUCUGAGGACCAGUGGCAUAGGAUUGAUUCUGACAUUCUAAAAGGGAGGUUCAUGUUUUCUGUUGCCAGUAUUCAAGAUGAUAUUUAUGUUGUUGGAGGUUGUUCUAGCUUGACUCACUUUGGGAGGGUGGAUAGGAGCUCUUUUAGGACACACAAAGGGGUCUGGGUUUUUAGCCCUUUAACUAAAUCUUGGCGUAAAAUUGCUUCCAUGAGGUAUGCAAGAUCAAUGCCUGUUUUAGGAAUUUCUGAGGUUCGUUCAGACUUUUCAGUGGUUCACAGUCAUCAUCAUCGGCAAGACAGACGUUUUCCUAGGUCACGUGUUGGUGGGGUGUCAGAUGUUUACGAAGAUCCUCACAGGCUUUCAAUAAGGCGACAAUAUAGAAAUGCUUUUGAUGAAUAUGAGCCUUCAUUGUUGCCCAAUAGAAAGUCACACAGGUUCAUCAGACAAAAAAGUGAUCAAUCAAAUAUGAAGGACUAUAAGAGGUUUGUAUUGAUUGCUGUAGGAGGUCUUGGAUCCUGGGAUGAGCCAUUGGAUUCUGGAGAAAUUUACGAUCCCAUGUCAAAUAAAUGGACAGAAAUCCAGAGGUUGCCUGUGGAUUUUGGGGUUGUUUGUUCUGGAGUUAUUUGUAAUGGAAUUUUUUAUGUGUACUCCGAGACAGACAAGCUCAUGGGAUAUGACAUUGAAAGGGGAUUCUGGAUGGCAAUCCAAACCUCUCCAUUCCCUCCUCGUGUUCAUGAGUAUUACCCUAAACUUGUAUCUUGUAACGGCCAGCUAUUUAUGCUUUCAGUCUCCUGGUGUGAAGGGGAUGGCCGAAUCGGCCAGAGAAACAAAGCUGUUAGAAAGUUGUGGGAGCUUGAUCUCAUGUAUCUUAACUGGACUGAAGUUUCAGUACAUCCUGAUGCCCCAAUGGAUUGGAAUGCUGCAUUUGUUGCAGAUAAAAACCUAAUAUUUGGGGUUGAAAUGUUCAAAAUAUUUGGCCAAGUUCUGGACUUCUUGACCGUAUGUGAUGUGUCUGACAUGAGGGCAAACUGGAGCCACAUUGCUAGGAAUCACAUAACUCAAGAAUUGGACGCUUCCUCGUGCAUGACUAAAUCAUUGGCUGUCUUGCAUCUUUGA